UCGCGACUUUCGCUCAGUUUGUCCCUCUGCGGCCCCCAUCCCGUAUGUAGCCGGUCAGUUUGAAUCUUCGGGCGGUUUUUAGCUGCAGCAGCGAAAGGAGAUUUUUAGAAUGGCCACCCCUGCCACCAGCCCCGACCAGGGCGCAUUUAAAACCCCCAAAGGUGUCCGAGUGAGGAGCAGCGGAACCCCCAUCACCAUCCCUGCCUCUCCUUUCAUGAAGAAGCUGGGUUGUGGGACUGGAGUCAACGUUUACCUCAUGAACAGAGUGGGAAAGCUAAAUGCAUCACCCUGGGCUGUGAAGAAGAUCAACAGUAAAUGUGCAGCUAAACAGGUGGCUGUUUACCAGCAGCGUCUCAACGAGGAGGCAAAAGUCCUGAAAGGAAUCAAUCACCCAAACAUCGUUGGUUUCCGCGCCUUCACCACGGCCAAAGACGGCUCCAAGUGUCUGGCCAUGGAGUAUGGAGGAGAGCAGUCCCUCAAUGACCUGAUAGAGAAGCGCAGGGAGGACGGCCUGAAAGCUUUUCCUGCUGCCAUUAUAGAAAAAGUGGCACUGCAUGUGGCUCGCGGCCUGCAGUAUCUUCACAAUGAGAAGAAGCUGCUGCACGGCGACCUGAAGUCCUGUAACGUGGUCAUCAAUGGUGACUUUGAGACGGUGAAGAUCUGUGAUGUUGGUGUGUCUCUGCAGCUGGAUGAAAACAUGAAAGUGUCUGACCCUAAAGCGGAGUACAUCGGCACGGAGCCUUGGAAGCCCAAGGAAUCUCUGGAGGAAGGAGGAGAGAUCACAGACAAGGCAGACGUCUUCGCCUACGGUCUGACUCUGUGGGAGAUGAUGACGUUGGCCAUGCCUCAUCUGGAGAUACUGGAGGAUGAUGAUGAGGAGGGUGAAGAGGACUCCAUGGAGGUGAGUUUUGAUGAGGAUGCCUACUAUGAGCGGUUGGGGACGCGGCCAGCACUAGAUGCCGAGGCUCUGGGCAGUUCGUACCAGAGAGUGGUGGAGCUCUUCUAUCUCUGCACGGAGGAAGACCCCAAGAAAAGACCAUCAGCCGCCCAGAUCGUCCAAGAUUUAGAGAGCAACGCCCCCCUGAAGAAAACACAUUCUGAGGUGAUAGUUAUCGACUGAGUUAUACAGCUGGGUAUAGCUUAGUGGAUUUUUAUCAGAAUUUAAAAAUCAUAAACCACAUGGACAAAACAAGUCCCCUGAUAUUUUUCUUGUUCUUCUCCCUUAGUUAAGAAACUUUAAUGUAAUGUGGAGGGUCCAGCAUAAACAUAAAAACAACAGUUAAUGGUUAAAGUGGAUUUAAAUAUGUAUAUAAUACAGACUAUCUUGUUGUAAUGCCUUCCCUGUUUGUGUUGACAAAUUUAUAUUAUUAGCAUGUCAUCUGUCCUGUUGUGUACAGUCCUCUUUUAUAUUGUAAAUGUUUUCAUUUUCAUGCCGUUUCUCUGUAUCUCUCAUUUUCAGCUCAGUAAACUUUAGUAAAAUGUUCCUUAAUAUUUA
Messenger RNA from Archocentrus centrarchus (flier cichlid), 1495 nucleotides. It is a transcript of the gene pbk, whose product is annotated as PDZ binding kinase. Gene Ontology annotation, biological process: peptidyl-serine phosphorylation. The record is from RefSeq and is a predicted model, not a curated record. Gene Ontology annotation, molecular function: ATP binding; protein serine/threonine kinase activity. The transcript is spliced from 7 exons. Lineage: Eukaryota; Metazoa; Chordata; Actinopteri; Cichliformes; Cichlidae. Bases 110 to 1120 code for a protein of 336 amino acids.